Messenger RNA from Eucalyptus grandis, 857 nucleotides. Its product is annotated as SKP1-like protein 1B. The coding region runs from base 246 to 569 and encodes 107 amino acids. Gene Ontology annotation, molecular function: cullin family protein binding. The record is from RefSeq and is a predicted model, not a curated record. Gene Ontology annotation, cellular component: cytoplasm; nucleus. NCBI's taxonomy places the organism in Eukaryota, Viridiplantae, Streptophyta, Magnoliopsida, Myrtales, Myrtaceae. Gene Ontology annotation, biological process: SCF-dependent proteasomal ubiquitin-dependent protein catabolic process. The transcript has a single exon.
UUAUUAGUACUCGAUCCCAAGGACCUCCUUCUAUAUUAAGCCCUGCCCCAACUUCUCUCGAUCCUUCUACCGCACUCGAUUUUUCGAUUUCCUCGCGAGAUUCGAUUUCGAGAGAGAGAGAGAGAGAAGAAGCGACAGAGCUGAGAGCGAAAUCCGCUCGCCGAUUCUUCGCGCAGAGGGGGGAAGGGAGGACGAUCUUCUGCCGGUGCCGGCGAGGAAUCCUUUUGGGAAGCGGGGCGAGAGAGAUGGCGACGUCGAGGAAGAUAACGCUGCGGAGCUCCGACGGGGAGUCGUUCGAGGUGGAGCAGUCGGUGGCGGAGGAGUCGCAGGUGAUCAAGCACGUGAUCGAGGACUGCUGCACUGACGACGCGAUCCCGCUGCCCAACGUGAACAGCAAGAUCCUGGGCAUGGUGAUCGAGUACUGCAAGAAGCACGUCGAGUCCGCCACGGCCGAGGAUCGCGUCAACGACGAGGACCUCAAGGCCUGGGACGCCGAGUUCGUCAAGGUCGACCAGGCCACCCUGUGUGACCUCAUCAAAACUCAUAAUGGGAAACUAAAUAAAAUCUAAAAAGACGGCAACAGAUAUCCUUUGUCGAAGCUUUGAGUUUUGAUUUGAUUUGGGUUUUCUUUUUCAAAAUCCGAAAACCCAAAAAAGAAAAGAAAGCUACGCUUAAUCUCAAAAAAGAAAAAGAAAAAGAAAAAGAAACUGCACAAAAUAUUAUCAGCAAAUAAAAACGCAUCGAAAAAUCUAAAUAAAAAAGGAAAUAAAAUUUAGCGAACGGAUCUAUUAUACGCCUUUUCGUGUCAGAGACGUACGGCCCCGAUGAACUUUUUCGCGACACGUUUCGACCCCUCA